CUCUCCCCACUCUCUCUGCCUCCUGCCUAAGGCCACAGAACGUGUCAUCAGUGCUUUGGCCUCCCCUCCGCCAUGCUCCGCCCGGGCGCGCUGCGGCUUCGGGGUCUGGCACUGCGGGGCUCCCCUGGGCGCCCUAGUUCCACCGGCCGCCGGGAAGGACAGGAAAGCCCACCCUCAGCUCCAGAAUGGAAGGACAAGGCAGAGACGGUGAUCAUUGGAGGUGGCUGUGUGGGCGUGAGUCUGGCUUAUCAUCUGGCCAAAGCAGGGAUGAGAGAUGUGGUCCUACUGGAGAAGUCGGAGCUCACGGCUGGCUCUACCUGGCACGCAGCAGGCCUAACAACUUACUUUCACCCCGGCAUAAACUUGAAGAAAAUACACUAUGACAGCAUCAAACUGUACGAGAAGCUGGAAGAAGAAACUGGACAGGUGGUGGGAUUCCAUCAACCAGGCAGUAUCAGACUUGCUACGACUCCUGUAAGGGUAGAUGAAUUUAAAUAUCAAAUGACCCGGACCAACUGGCAUGCCACUGAACAGUAUCUUAUUGAGCCUGAAAAAAUCCAAGAGAUGUUCCCUUUACUCAACAUGAACAAGAUUUUAGCUGGACUGUAUAACCCAGGAGACGGGCACAUUGAUCCUUAUUCUCUGACAAUGGCCCUGGCUGCCGGGGCUAGGAAAUACGGGGCCCUUCUGAAGCAUCCUGCACCCGUGACAUCUCUGAAGCCCAGGCCAGAUGGAACAUGGGAUGUGGAAACUCCACAAGGAUCUAUGAGAGCAAAUAGAAUUGUGAAUGCUGCCGGAUUUUGGGCUCGUGAAGUAGGUAAAAUGAUUGGACUAGAGCAUCCUCUCAUCCCUGUUCAACAUCAAUAUGUCGUCACAUCAACCAUACCGGAAGUGAAAGCUUUGAAACGAGAGCUUCCGGUACUCCGCGACCUGGAAGGAUCCUACUACCUCCGACAGGAAAGGGACGGGCUCUUGUUUGGGCCAUACGAAAGUCAGGAGAAGAUGAAGCUUCAGGCCUCCUGGGUCACUCACGGAGUCCCUCCAGGCUUUGGAAAAGAACUUUUUGAGUCUGACCUGGACCGGAUCACGGACCACCUAGAAGCUGCCAUGGAAAUGAUUCCUGUUUUGAAAAAGGCAGACAUCAUCAAUAUCGUCAAUGGCCCCAUCACCUACUCUCCCGACAUUCUGCCUAUGGUGGGGCCCCAUCAGGGGGUCAGAAACUACUGGGUGGCCAUAGGCUUUGGCUAUGGCAUAAUCCACGCUGGAGGGGUAGGGAAGUUCCUCAGCGACUGGAUCCUGCACGGAGAACCCCCUUUCGACCUGAUAGAACUGGAUCCCAAUCGCUAUGGCAAAUGGACCACGACCCAGUACACCGAGGCCAAAGCCAGAGAAUCGUACGGGUUCAACAACAUUGUCGGUUAUCCUAAAGAAGAGCGGUUUGCGGGGAGGCCGACCCAGAGGGUCAGUGGGCUCUACAAGAUCCUGCGGUCCAAGUGUUCCAUGGGCUUCCAUGCGGGCUGGGAACAGCCACACUGGUUCUACAAACCCGGCCAGGACACUCAGUAUCGGCCAAGUUUCCGCCGCACAAACUGGUUUGAGCCAGUGGGUUCUGAGUACAAACAGGUUAUGCAAAGAGUUGGUGUAAUUGACCUGUCUCCAUUUGGCAAGUUCAACAUCAAAGGCCAAGAUUCCACCCGACUUCUGGACCAUCUCUUUGCAAAUGUCGUUCCUCAGGUGGGCUUUACAAACAUAAGUCACAUGCUGACACCCAAAGGCCGAGUGUAUGCUGAGCUUACGGUCUCGCACCAGUCCCCGGGCGAGUUCCUGUUGGUUACGGGUUCGGGAUCAGAGCUUCACGAUCUUAGAUGGAUUGAAGAAGCAGCUGUCAGAGGUGGAUAUAAUGUUGAAAUUCAAAACAUAACUGAUGAGCUUGGGGUCCUGGGAGUGGCAGGGCCAUAUGCACGGCGAGUCCUUCAGAAGCUGACCUCAGAAGAUCUCAGCGAUGAUGCUUUCAAGUUUCUUCAAACCAAGUCUUUAAAGAUGUCUGACAUUCCUGUCACUGCUAUCAGGAUCUCUUAUACGGGUGAGCUGGGAUGGGAGCUGUACCACAGAAGAGAAGACUCUGCAGCCCUGUAUGAGCUCAUCAUGAACGCGGGCCAGCAGGAGGGCAUCGACAACUUUGGAACAUAUGCCCUGAACGCCUUAAGACUGGAGAAAGCUUUCCGAGCGUGGGGCGCAGAGAUGAACUGUGAUACAAACCCCUUAGAAGCUGGACUGGACUAUUUUGUCAAGCUGAAUAAGAUCCUCCACUGGCUUCACCUUCAGCAAAGCUGAAUGGCAGUGGUGAGGACAAACACCCUGGCCUUGACCCUGACUGCAGGAGGAAAACAUCGUCCCCAUCACCAUGGACGGCGUUCACUGUAGGUGUGCACGGCUCCCCUUCACCAUGGACGGCGUUCACUGUAGGUGUGCACAGCUCCCCUUCACCAUGGACGGUGUUCACUGUAGGUGUGCACGGCUCCCCUUCACCAUGGACGGCGUUCACUGUAGGUGUGCACAGCUCCCCUUCACCAUGGACGGUGUUCACUGUAGGUGUGCACAGCUCCCCUUCACCAUGGACGGUGUUCACUGUAGGUGUGCACGGCUCCCCUUCACCAUGGACGGCGUUCACUGUAGGUGUGCACGGCUCCCCUUCAUUAUGGACGGUGUUCACUGUAGGUGUGCACGGCUCCCCUUCACUAUGGACGGCGUUCACUGUAGGUUUGCACGGCUCCCCUUCACCAUGGAUGGUGUUCACUGUAGGUGUGCACAGCUCCCCUUCACCAUGGACGGCGUUCACUGUAGGUUUGCACGGCUCCCCUUCACCAUGGAUGGUGUUCACUGUAGGUUUGCACGGCUCCCCUUCACCAUGGAUGGUGUUCACUGUAGGUGUGCACAGCUCCCCUUCACCAUGGACGGUGUUCACUGUAGGUGUGCACAGCUCCCCUUCACCAUGGACGGCGUUCACUGUAGAUUUGCACUCUUUAUUUCAGUCUGAAGCGAUUUCUUCUGUUCCUAGUGCUAAAUGUUUCCUUUUAAUUGGGAGUAGAUAUUAGUUUGAUUAAAGGGUUUUUCUACAUGUAA
Messenger RNA from Arvicola amphibius (Eurasian water vole), 3123 nucleotides. It is a transcript of the gene Dmgdh, whose product is annotated as dimethylglycine dehydrogenase. The coding region runs from base 73 to 2334 and encodes 753 amino acids. Gene Ontology annotation, molecular function: dimethylglycine dehydrogenase activity; protein binding. The record is from RefSeq and is a predicted model, not a curated record. Lineage: Eukaryota; Metazoa; Chordata; Mammalia; Rodentia; Cricetidae. The transcript has 15 exons. Gene Ontology annotation, cellular component: mitochondrial matrix; cytoplasm; mitochondrion.